Molecule: messenger RNA, 1539 nt
Organism: Daphnia pulex (common water flea)
Lineage: Eukaryota; Metazoa; Arthropoda; Branchiopoda; Diplostraca; Daphniidae
Product: alpha-(1,3)-fucosyltransferase C-like
Exons: 2
Coding region: 74-1435 (453 amino acids)
Cellular component (GO): membrane
Molecular function (GO): alpha-(1->3)-fucosyltransferase activity
Source: RefSeq, a predicted model, not a curated record
CAGUCGCUGCCAGUUUCUCCGCUGCAACACGUCAGCUACUGGGAGACGUGCGAUUGAGUGAAAAGUUGCUGAAAUGGCCAAAUCGAAGCGGAAAUUCAAAUUGAAACUUUGGAUCAAAAUUAUUCAGCGAGUGGCGGCUCUUGUGGGACGAUCCCUUCCAACCCGAUUCUACACCGUUUACAAUGGCGUCGGCUUCGUUGCCAUGUGCUACUUGGUAGUCACGGCCAUCAGCAAAUCACGAUCGGAUAACAGCAGCAGCAGCACUGAUGUCAUUCAUUCCAAUCACGUUAUUGCUCAGAGCGAAGAAGGAAUCCGGCAACUGGAUCCAUUGAUUGUGAAAGAGGAAUCGGAUAAUUCAGCACUUAAGACGAUUUUGUUCUGGACUCCGUACUACAACCGGACAGAUUUCACAGUCGGAUUGGGACAGGAUCCGUUCAUCAAAUUCGGAUGCAAAGUGACCAAUUGCAUUGCAACUGCCGAUCGGAAACUUCUCAAUCAAAGCGACGCCGUCAUCUUUCACGCGCUGCAGGUGAAUAGUCGAGACCUUCCGGCUCAUCGGCAUCCGCACCAGCGCUUCAUUUUCUUCCUGUACGAGACGAUUCCCAACACGUCCGUCCCUUGCGUCGGGAAAUGUUUGCCCUCGAGCCAAUACACUCCGCAUUAUUUCAACUGGACGAUGACACACCGGAGGGACUCGGACGUUUACGUGGCCGAACCUUACGGCGCCAUUGCCCCCAAAUAUUGGACCCUUCCCGCCCAGUUGCCGGAUGAAUUGCCGCCCGACACUCUUCCGGCCAAUCCGGCCGUCCUGCUGAACCGGAAGUAUCCGCAUUUGGCCAACCGGACCAAGAUGGUGGCCUGGUUCGCCUCCCACUGCCCGACGCACAGCCAACGCGAAGAUUACGUCAAGGAAUUGGCCAAUUUCGUCCAGGUGGACAUUUACGGCAAAUGCGGAACGAUGGAAUGUCUUCCGCGCAACAGCCACCGCUGCGAGAGUUUGCUGGACGAUUACAAAUUCUAUUUGGCGGCCGAGAAUUCCCUGUGUCCGGAUUACAUCAGCGAGAAAUUCUACCGGGCCUUGACCAACGACAUUGUGCCCAUCGUCUACGGCGGUGCGGAUUACACGGACUACGCCCCUCCGCACUCGUUCAUCAACAUGGCCGAUUUCGCCUCGCCCAAAGACUUGGCGGCCUAUUUGAAGCUGCUGGCCAGCAACGAGGCCCUGUACGUGGAAUAUUUCCAGUGGAAGAAACACUACGCCGUCGUCCGCUCGCCCAAAAAGGGAUGGUGCGACCUGUGCGCCAAACUCAACGAUCCAAAUUCCCAAUCGCAAAUCAAAAGUUACGAGGAUGUGGCCGAGUGGUGGGUCCGCAAAUUGCCCUGCUAUCCAGGCUCGUCUUUCCUUGCGGGCCACACUUCGAUACCAUCUAGUUGAGCCGAUAUUCGACAAGAAAAUAUUUAAAAAUGACCGUCGUGAAACUAUUCACCUUCUCCUCUAUAUUGAAAUAAAAAUGAGUUACGCUAAAGAGUAAAGACGAA